AUGGCCCCCCCGCCACCACCUGCACAAGAAGCAACAGCAGCUGCUGCGGCAGCAGCAGCAGCUGCUGCUGUACCACCAGCAACACCAGUGCCAGCAGCAGUUGCUGCUGCUGCUGCUGCACCCGUAGCAACAACACCUGCGCCAGCCCCAUCCCCAGCGCCGGCAAAACAGCCCCUCAUGUCGUGGCCACCUCCUUCGGCAGAGCAACAGCAGCAGCAGCACCUGCUGCUGCAGCAGCAAGAACCUGCUGCAGCAGCUGUUGCAGCAGCAGCAGCUGCUGCUGUGGGCUCCGGCUCGCACAUGCAACAGCAAGCAGCAGCGGCAAUGCACCUACAGACCUCCAUGUGGGAGGUGGCUGCUGCCCAACAACAACAGCAACAGCAACAACAACAACAGCUGUUGCUGCUACACAGCAGCAGCAUCUGGCCAACGGCAGCAAGUGGAGCUUACAUAGACCCGAUGAUGCAAACAACCUGUUACCACCCGUUGCUGCAGCAGCAGCAGCAGCAGCAGCAUCUCUGGUAUGCAGCCUCCCCUGCACAGCAGCAAAUGCAGGAGCAGCUGCAGCAGCAGAUGCAGCUCCAGCAGCAGCUCCAACUGCAGCAGCAACAGCAGGAUCCAGCAGCGGCAGCAGCGGCGGCAGCAGCAAUGGAGGCAUGGAAUGGGGGCCAGGAGGAGGAGCGGCAACAGCAAGAGCAGCAACAGCGUCGGCUGCCACGUUCGCAGAAGAAACAGCAGACGCGGGAAGAGUACCGCAGGAAGAAGAGGCAACAGAGGCCGGAGGAGAGGCGGCAACGGAGGCGACAGCGAAAAGAAAAGAUUUUCGAAGGGUUGCAGUCCUACGAAGAGAAGUCGGCUGCUAUGAAGGCUCACAAGGAACGGCUGGAGGCAGAGAAGAAAGCCUUUCAGGCACAUCUGGAGGAAUGCUUGAGAGGGGGCCUUCGGGUUUGCUUUAACUGUUCCUUCGAUGAAACAAUGAAAGAUAAAGAAAUCCGCAGCCUGGCAAAGCAGUUGUUUUUGAGCUAUCACUGCUUGAAGAGAAAUACGGACGUGAAGAUUCAGAUGCACCUUUCGUCCUUUGUGGAGGGAAGCCCUUGCCGGGUGGCGUGUGAAGACCUUUUCGCUGGCGCUUCUUGGCGGGUGUUGCGGCACGAUGCGCCUUACUGGGAAUGUUUUGCUGCAGAGGAUAUUAUUGUUCUCUCUCCGGAUGCCUCUGAGGAGUUGCUGGACAUAGACCCUUCCAAGGUUUUUGUUAUUGGGGGCCUUGUUGACAGAACCAUCAGCAAGGGUUUGAGCGCAUCUCAGGCAGACACUUUAGGCUUGACGUGCCGGAGGCUUCCCUUCAAGACCUUUCUACCUGACAAACACCGCGUCGUGUUGAACGUGAAUGCGGUGUUGGAAGCUUUGAUUUUUUAUUUAAAGAACAAAAAUUGGAAGGAGGCUCUAAAUUCUGUUCUCCCUUCUCGCAUGCGCUCUGCAGAAAAUGUGGAGGCGCUAGUUCGAUCUGACGCUGCCUUCGCCGCUGCGUACAACAUGAGGAGAGCUCGGGAGUCUGUUUGGUGUGGGGGUCGAGGGAAAGCACAAAAAAGACAGAAAAGCGAAUUUAAUGAAGACAAGCAAAACGGCGAAAACAGUCACACGGCAGAGGACUCUGAAGAUGAUCUUUUUGGAGAGGGAUUUGGUUUCGAAUUGCUCGAGUCUGCCGACUUCGCUGCCCCAAAAGAGACUCCCUCCUCUGCUGGCUGCGCUGCGAAUCCGUUGCUAGAAUAG
Messenger RNA from Eimeria maxima, 1770 nucleotides. RefSeq lists its product as hypothetical. Gene Ontology annotation, biological process: tRNA N1-guanine methylation. The transcript has 12 exons. Bases 1 to 1770 code for a protein of 589 amino acids. The record is from RefSeq and is a predicted model, not a curated record. Gene Ontology annotation, cellular component: nucleus. Gene Ontology annotation, molecular function: tRNA binding. NCBI's taxonomy places the organism in Eukaryota, Apicomplexa, Conoidasida, Eucoccidiorida, Eimeriidae.